Anastrepha ludens (Mexican fruit fly) is the source of this 1686-nucleotide messenger RNA. Its product is annotated as galactose mutarotase-like. NCBI's taxonomy places the organism in Eukaryota, Metazoa, Arthropoda, Insecta, Diptera, Tephritidae. Gene Ontology annotation, molecular function: aldose 1-epimerase activity; carbohydrate binding. The transcript is spliced from 7 exons. Gene Ontology annotation, biological process: beta-D-galactose catabolic process via UDP-galactose, Leloir pathway; glucose metabolic process. Bases 415 to 1539 code for a protein of 374 amino acids. The record is from RefSeq and is a predicted model, not a curated record.
AAGUGUUGUGCACGUCAGCGUAUAAGUGAUUGGGCGCUCAGCUAACCAUAUCGCAUCUCAUUUAAGAGCGGUGUUGAAUGUGAAUUGAGAGAAGUGCAGCGGUUGAGACACAAACAGCGGAAAAUUUAUAAGCACAAGCAUUGUUGAUCUGGCAGUUCAGUUGAAAACUACUUCAUACGCUUUCGAUUUCGAAAACAAAUUUAUUGUAUAAAAAAUCAGUCAAAUAAGCAAAAAAGCGAAAAAAACUCAAGACGAUUUCAGGUUUUUUAUGAUUAUUUUCGCAAAAAUAAAAUAAAAAAAUUAAUUUAGAUAAAUAUAAUAUUUAUAUGUAUGUAUGUAUACAGUACAAACAAAUAAACAAAAUAUUCCGUGGCAGUGUUAAUACACCAAAAGUUUAAGUAAUUUAGUGACAAAAUGGUUUGUGUGACGGAGGAUACUUUCGGCACCGCAGUCGAUCCUCUAACUAAGAAGGAGGAGGUGAUCAGACGCUUCACCAUCACUAACGAGCGCGGAAUGUCGAUGCAGUUGAUAACCUACGGGGCCACAAUCACAUCACUAAAGGUGCCCGAUUCGCAAGGCAAGGUGGACGACAUUACGCUGGGCUUCGAUAAUAUUGAAGGCUACUUAACCGCAAAUAAUCCCUACCUCGGCGCUACAGUGGGACGCGUAUGUAAUCGCAUCGGCAAUGGAAGUUUUGUGCUCGAUGGCAAACGGUAUGAGCUCACAAAAAAUAUCUCAGGAAAGCACACGUUGCAUGGCGGCACUCAUGGCUUCAGCAAGGUUAUAUGGGAAGUGGAUCAUGUGCUGCCCAAUGGUGUCGUUUUCAAGUUCGUUUCGCCCGAUGGUCAUGAGGGCUUCCCCGGUGAAGUAGUGACUACCGCCACUUACACCAUCACCGACGAUAAUUGUAUGCGUUUCUGCUUCGAAGCAACGACCAACAAACCGACAGCGGUCAAUAUGACUAAUCACGCAUACUUCAAUUUGGCGGGUCAUAAUGCCGGCAAGCGAGGGACGUCGGAGCAUAACGUUAAAAUUGAGGCUGGGAGCGUUACAGAUUUUGGUGAGGAUACUGUGCCUAAUGGCAAAUUUAUUUGCUUGGACGAUCACCCAUUGGACUUGCGGAGCCUGACAAAUAUGGGCGAUGGCCUGAAGAAAAUCGCCGGCAUCGCUAAUGGAUACGAUCACAAUUACGUGUUUAAAUAUACACCUGGAUGUGUAGAAAAGCAAGCUAUUGUCUUCCAUCCACCAACUGGCCGCUGCAUGGAAGUUUCAAGCAAUCAGCCCUGCAUGCAGUUCUAUACUGCCAACUACAUGCCCGAUUUGGAGAAAAAAAAGGGUAAACAGAAAUCCGACCAGCCCAUGAUCAUUGGCAAGGGAAACAGCCUGUAUGAGAAGCACGGCUCAUUCUGCAUGGAGACGCAUUGGUUCCCGGAUGCUGUGAAUCAUGAAAACUUCCCUUCGGUUAUACUGAGACCCGGCGAGACGUACCAACAUGUCUGCAUAUUUAAGUUUGGCGUGUAUGAUCCCAACUGCGAGUAAAGCCUAGGACCUAAAACAAUAAUUCCGGAGGCAGCCGUUGCUAUAGAAAGGCCUAAACAUUACAUAGAUGUAAGAAUAAAACCCCAUUGUAACUUGAACUUUACCUAAAAUAAGCAGAUAAUAGAAAACCUUAUUAACCUAAAAGUA